CAGAGGCGCUGGGGACGGAGCCGCGCUUGCGCUCCGGGCGCGGCCUGAGGCGCCAUGGCGGCCCGCACUGCGUGGCUGCUGUUGGCCAUCCCGGCCGUGCCCCUGCUCUGCCUGCAGCUACGGAGCGCGGGCCUCAACCCAGGAUGGAAGGAUAUCUUUUUGCUGGGUGGCCGGGGUUUGCUGUUUCUUGCUAUCCUGACUUUAAUUAUCUUGGUGACUACCCCGUGGCUUACACCUCAAGCGCCGCCCGAAGUGUGUUUGACAGUAACCGAAGAUGAGAACAAAAGAAGGCAAAAACGUGUAAGAGAAAAGCAGCAGGAGACCCUGAGCACCAAGAGCAGUGGAUACUUGAAGAAUGUCUUGAAACCUCGCCAGGAAACGAAACUAAGAAAACAGGAAGAAAGCUUCUAUCAAAUGAUGGGCGAAACCUGGAAGUCGCUUGAGGGCUACAAGCUUGGGGGCCCCGAAGAACCAAGUCUUGCCAGUGAAAAUGGGGCACCCGACGAUACCCCAAACCGAGAAGCCUCCAGGAGACGGAAGCUGCCUGAGCACGGGAGCCGUGUCCCAGCAUCCCCCGAGCAGCCCAGAGCAAAGAAGGGCCUUGUGAUCCCCGAAGAGCCUCCCGAGACGGCUGAAGAAGUGGUUGCAAUCGCUCUCCGCUGUCCUGAUGGACGAGUGAUCCGACGGAGGUUCUGCAAGACGUGGAGUUCACAGGUGUUGCUGGACUGGAUGAUGAAGGUGGGCUAUCACAAGUCCAUCUACACCCUCUCCACUUCCUACCCACGAAGACCUCUGGAAGUGGGAGAAGACCAAACCCUAGAAGAUGCUGGCCUGAUGAUGGACACGGUGCUGAACGUGGAGGAGAGAGAGCCCUGUCCCUCCCUGUGAAUGGGGCCCGGGGAUGGCCACCCCGGCCCUGGCUGCGAGCCCCAAGAGGGGCUUCCUGCAGUGACCAAGCUGAGCAGGAAACGGGCCCUUUGCAGGCAAACACCCCCACCUGGGGCGAUGUCCUCUGGUAAUAAACGGAUAUGCUGGCAAA
This is a messenger RNA of Antechinus flavipes (yellow-footed antechinus), 1039 nucleotides long. RefSeq names its product UBX domain protein 8 (gene UBXN8). Gene Ontology annotation, cellular component: nucleus; endoplasmic reticulum. The coding region runs from base 55 to 888 and encodes 277 amino acids. The record is from RefSeq and is a predicted model, not a curated record. NCBI's taxonomy places the organism in Eukaryota, Metazoa, Chordata, Mammalia, Dasyuromorphia, Dasyuridae. The transcript is spliced from 8 exons. Gene Ontology annotation, molecular function: ubiquitin binding.